AUGAGCAUGUCAUCUUCAGACCAACAGGUCUGGAAGAAGGUGCUAGCGGCGAAGAACAAGUCCAUGACUCUCGAUCAGAUCAUGACUAGUUUCCCUUCGAUGGGGAGGAAGGGAGUCAUGCAAUCUGCUGGAAACUUGGUCAAAUUGCGAUUGUUCACUACCAGAACAGACAAUGGUGAUAAGGCCACAACUGUAUUCGUCGCUCAGACGGCUGAUGAAGCUAAACAAAAAUCAGCAAUGACACCUGAACAAAAGAUAGUUUUACAAGUGAUCAACGCAGCCGGAGAAAGAGGUAUAGCAUCAGCUGCUAUAGGUAGACAAAUAGGUAAUGAGACUAUACCGCAAGCUUUGUUAAGGAAAGCAGUGAAGAAUCUGGAAUCCAGUGGUUUGAUCAAAACGUUCAAACCUGUCAACGCUCCAACUACUGUGUAUUACGUUAUGGCCAAUGUCAAGAUUCCGGAAGAGAUUUCAGGUGGUAUAUGGUUUGAUAAUAGUCAAGAAUAUGAUCAAGGCUUAGUCGAUGCCUUGUGCCAUGUCUUACGGGAUAGAGUGCAGAAGUUGACAUAUGCAGAUGUCAAGAAAAGAAGCGAUAAAGAGAAGAAGCUCAUUCCCAACGUAUUGUCGAUUUCCACGAAGAACCAUUCAUUGCUUACACCAAUAGCCUUGAAGAAUUAUGUCAACGCCCUGAAAGUCGCAUCGGUCGAGUUAUCGAUUAAGAACGUUAUGGAGAUCAUGAGAGCGUUAGAAUUAGAUGGUGAUGUAGAAGCUGUCAAGCCAUAUGGAUCAAUAUCGUUUGAUGAAGAACCUACUUUUUCAGACGACGAUGAUGGACCUAGUUCAUCAAAGAGGAAGAGAACAAAGCUCGAACUCGAUAUUGGCGAUGAUGAAGAUGACAUAGAUGAGGAGGAAAGAGAACGAAGAAAAGAAUUGGCUUUGAGAAAAGCUAAAGAGAAAGCUAGAGAGAAGAAAAGACGUGAUAGGCAAAAAGAGAAAGAAAAGGAGGCGAAAGAGAAGAAAAGGAAGAAGGAAGAAAAGAAGAGGAGGGAAAAGGAGAAAAAAAAGAGGAAGAAAGAGAAGGAGAAGGAGAAAGAGAAAGCUAAGAAAAAGAAAUCAAAGAAAAUCGUCGACUCCGAUUCGGAUGAGGGUUCACUUCUAGACAUAAAUGAAGAAGGCAAAUCGAAAUCGAAAUCGAAGAAACAUAAAAGAUCAAGAUCAUCAUCCGUAUCAUCCGUCUCCUCUUCUGCGUCAUCCAGUUCAGCAUCAUCAUCGUCAUCGUCUUCUUCUGUAUCCUCGUCAGGAUCUGCUUCGUCAGUAUCAUCAGUUGGAUCCGAUGAAAUAGAUUCCGCUCAAUUCCCUAUAAAAUCGAAAUCUCAAGCGAAUGGAUCAUUACCCCAAAUGAACUUUUUUCCAGGUGGUCUAGGUGGUGGAAUAACAGAUUUAACAGAUACGUCAAUCAUAUAUCGUGCGACAAAUAGAUCACUGAACAACAGUGGCACUGGAACUGGUCAGACUCAAAUAUCAUGUGGGAAAUGUCCAGUUUUCUCAUUUUGUGAAGAUGACGGACCUGUUAAUCCAAAUGGAUGUGAAUAUCUAACGAAAUACCUCAAUGAUGAUAUUGGUGGUUGGGACAAAGAAAUCUUGACUAAAAUGAGACCUGAUCUGCAUGAAAAUGAUGACGAAAAUGCAAUCGAAGGGAUAGAUAAAAAUGAAACCAAUGGUAUUAAUGGGAAUGGUCAUUUGGAAAGAAUUCAUGAUGAUCUCGAAAAUGGGUUCAAUGGAGAAGCAGAUGAACAAGAUUACAACAUGGAUGAUAUAUAA
This is a messenger RNA of Kwoniella shivajii, 1818 nucleotides long. RefSeq lists its product as uncharacterized. Gene Ontology annotation, biological process: transcription by RNA polymerase III. Lineage: Eukaryota; Fungi; Basidiomycota; Tremellomycetes; Tremellales; Cryptococcaceae. Gene Ontology annotation, cellular component: RNA polymerase III complex. The record is from RefSeq and is a predicted model, not a curated record. The coding region runs from base 1 to 1818 and encodes 605 amino acids. The transcript is spliced from 7 exons.